Messenger RNA from Entamoeba histolytica HM-1:IMSS, 297 nucleotides. RefSeq lists its product as uncharacterized. The transcript has 2 exons. The record is from RefSeq and is a predicted model, not a curated record. Lineage: Eukaryota; Evosea; Mastigamoebida; Endamoebidae. Bases 1 to 297 code for a protein of 98 amino acids.
AUGAGUGAGUCAAUAAUUAAAAGUAUUACAGAACAUGGAAGUGAUGAUUAUAAAGCAUAUUUAGAAGAACAACAUAUAAAAGAAGAAAAAGAAGAACAAGAAAAUAAGAAAUUAAAAGAGACAUUAGAAGAAAUAUCAGAAAGGGUACGUAAAGAAAAUAUUCAAUUCAUGAAAAAGAGAGAACAAAACCAAAAAAAGCGUUUAAGAAAAAAAAGGUCAUUAAAGAAAAAAAGAGAAAUUUUAAAACAAUUAAAAAAAGACAAACAACAACAAUCUAAAUUAAUUGGAACAGAAUAA